Messenger RNA from Myxocyprinus asiaticus (Chinese sucker), 3110 nucleotides. RefSeq names its product C->U-editing enzyme APOBEC-2-like. Gene Ontology annotation, biological process: cytidine to uridine editing. The transcript has 2 exons. Gene Ontology annotation, cellular component: cytoplasm; nucleus. The coding region runs from base 1982 to 2803 and encodes 273 amino acids. Gene Ontology annotation, molecular function: RNA binding; cytidine deaminase activity. The record is from RefSeq and is a predicted model, not a curated record. NCBI's taxonomy places the organism in Eukaryota, Metazoa, Chordata, Actinopteri, Cypriniformes, Catostomidae.
AUGCGACUUUGUAUUUGGAAUUUCAUUUUCUAUUAGUGCACACUUAAUAUACAAAGUCUGCCAAAUUUCAAAUGGAAAAGCAAAAUCCAUUUGACAUUUUAUUUUCAACAUCCUAGCGGCCCAGCCAUAUUGAAACAGCAAUAGCAAUGCUCUGCUUGCUAUUUCAUUUCCUCAUUUUCACGCUCACUCCCUGCCAAACCAUGCUUGCAAUUGUAAUCUCUAUGCCAACAAUGGAUGCCUGUCAAUCAGAUGCUGUGGAUGUGAUGUUUAGGUAGGGGGUGCGUUUGUGUGAGAAAAAAAAUGGUCAUUUACUUCCAGUGCCAAAUAAGUAACACAAUCGGUCUGAAAUGAAAUGAAAACUCAAUUUUAGCAGGAAUAUGCCUUCAUACACAAGUAAUUCAUUUCUGAGACUGCAAUGUGCAGUCAGGCCAAUAUCAUUAUAACUAAGCCAGAUUAGCUAUCUAUCCAGCCAUCUAUCAGUGUGGCUUUCUGUCAGAGGAGGGCAGAUACAGUUGUUUUGUACACAGUUGUUGAAGCAUACGUGGCCUCAGCUGCUCACACUCUGAUCUAUAUUUAAACAAUUCAUAACAUUAGCAUUGCUGCUAGCUUUUUAAGGCUUGAUACCUAGUGUUUUCAGAAUGUGCUCUAUAUUCAUACAACAGUAAUAGAUCUUAUAUAUAUGCAUCUUAAAAUAACUACCCUUAUGGUUAGUACCCCUUGUAAACUAGAUCAACAUCGCCACAGAUUUGGGACUGUACAAGACCAAUGGUCUUUCCUUGGUUCCCAUCUCUGGCAGAAGAUAAAUAACAUGUUCAAAAGUCACAAGAGCACUGUAUUUGACAUCAGUGGCCUAGCCAAGGGUGGGCCGGGGUGGACCCAGGCCCAUCCAAAAUAUUAGAGAUUAUUCUUUGACUACAGAUAUAUUUAUAAAAUAGUAAAACAAAAACAAAAAAUUCUGAUUUCUGAAAGUGUGAAAGUACUGUUUUAAAGCACCGCCUUUCUGUUGUUAAGGAAGUUUUUUGGCCCAUCCAUUUGUAUUGAGGCCCACCCAAAAGUAUUUUCCUGGCUAUGUCCUUGUUUGACAUCUGCAGAGUUUGGUGAGUUGAUAAAUAGUAACUACAGGUUGUUCAUGGGUUAAAGAGUGCAGGAAAAACCCAGAGUUAUGAAUUAGAUUUCUUUAGGACUGGCCAGUGCUAUGUUAACCUUUAGAUGGCCUUGAUGCAAAGGCAGUAAGAUCUUGGACUGAUCCAUGGCAUUCACUAUGUGAAGAGACUGACUCAUUCUGAACUCUCUGCCAAAUGACAGUUAUUAAUAAACUGCCUGUUGUUGGUGUUUGAAUGGCAAUAAUAUCCCGAUCAAAACUAGAGGGAAAUACCUGGAUGAGUGUGCCAUUAUAUGCCAUUCAAUGUCAAUGCUCAUAAUUUGAAAUUGAGCAAGAAGGAAAUGGGUAGAAGAAAUAGCUCACCCAAAAAGGACAAUUCUGUCAUCAUUUACUCACCAUCAAGUUGUUUCAAACCCAUAAACACAAAUGGAGAUGACAAGCAAAAUGUUAGUCUCAGUCACCAUUCACUUUUAUUGCACCCCCCCAUACAAUGAAAGUGAUUAGUGACUGAGGCUGCUCCACAAACGUCAUACGGGUUUGGAACAACAUAAGGAUGAGUUAAUGAUGACAAUUUUUGGCUGAACUAUUCCUUUAAUGCAUCUGUUGAAUGACAUGGGGCAGUGACUUGUUUAAACAAUGGCAAAAAAUAUGAACGUAUGAAAAUCCCCCCUCCUUUUUAUAGCAUGGAAACAAGACAGAGUAGCUGUUCUUCACUCCUCCUCCCUCACACGUUCUCUGUCCAGCUCCUGUUUAUGACACCUUUAUUGUCAUCUUCUCUGACUUGGGAACAUAUUCAUGCCGCAACCUCUCUGACUCACGUACUAAAUCUCCCUCACACACUCACUGACAAACAGACCCAGUUCAUCGCACAACUCUGUCAUGGCAGACAGAAAGGACAGCAGGACACCCAGCAAAGGAGGUCUGAUAAAAAAGAAAGAGAAGAAAGGGGAGAAAGCGGAAAGCAUACCUGAGAAGGAGAAAGAAAAGGACAAAGAUAAGGAACAGAAGAUGCCAAAGAAGUCAGAGAAGACAGCAGAAAAUCAGCAAAACAAUGUCGAUAAGCCUCAGGGAAAUGGGGAGAUAGCAGAAGGAGCCCAGGGUCCUGUCAAAGAUGAGGAGUUUCAGCUGGAGCCUAUUGAGCUACCUCCGUUUGAGAUCAUUGUAGGAGACAGGAUGAACCCCACCUUCUUUAAAUUCCAAUUUAAAAAUGUGGAAUAUUCUUCAGGACGCAACAAGACCUUUCUGUGCUACCAGGUAGACAUACAAGGAGGCACUACAGAGGCAGAUGGCCUUCGUGGUUACCUGGAGGAUGAGCAUUCAGGCUCACACGCUGAGGAGGUCUUUUUUCAACAAGUGCUGGCUUUUUAUGACAAGUCACUUUGCUACACAGUAACCUGGUACACAUCCUCGAGUCCUUGCGCAACCUGUGCUGCUAAGCUUGUAGAGAUCUUGCGAUCACGCAAAACACUGCGCUUGAAUAUCCACUGUUCCCGUCUCUUCCAGUGGGAGGAACCAGAGAUACAGGCUGGACUACAGGCACUAGUUAGAGCAGGGUGUAAGCUACACAUGAUGAGACCUUUGGAUUUUGCCUAUGUUUGGUCUACUUUUGUUGAGAAUGAAGAAGAUAGCUUUACACCCUGGGAGGACUGCCAAGAAAGCUAUGAAUAUUAUGAUGAAAGGCUGUGUGAUAUUCUAAAGUAGGGUAAGGAGUUGCUGCUGGCUAUUGAUAAAUACUGUCUAAUGCAGCAUGGCUUUUAAGGAAAUUAAGGAAAUUAGAACUUGUAAACAAAUUAUUACAAUCACCCUGCCAUUAUAGCAGUGUCUUCUUCCUAUGUCAUCACAGUUUGUUCUGUAAAAUCACACGUUUGACUUUUUUGCUUGGAUUUUAGACUUGAAAUGAUUUUAAAGUAUUAGGAGGUGUGUUACAAAUAUUUGGGAAAACCGAUUUUUAUUUUACUGUGGAUAAUUUUCUGCAAAUAACUGAUGGGUGUAGUCUAAAAUUCAAGCA